GUUUGGGGUCCUGAAAAUAUACAUUUUAGGUGUCAAAGGUGCUAGGAUAAAGAGAUGUGUCUUCAGCAUACAAUGGAAACUCUAUAGUGAAGGGCCAGGUGUACCUUGCGUGGAAGGAAUGCCACAACUUAGACGCUGCCACAGUGAAUGCCCUCUCCUGGCCUACCACCACUCCAAAAUUCUGUGGGAUGUGGAACUACCAAGAGGACCUGCUCUGUUGACCUUGACACCAGAAAACUGUUUGCAGCAAUGAGGUGGUCUCUUUCAGAUAUUUGGGGCCUGCAUCCUUUUGGGCUUAAAGUGUUGAUGCGAUGACCCUGAAUUGGGACCAGAAAUGAACUGGCAACCAGUUCAGUUGUUUCAAAACAGCAGCUACAUGAGAUCUAAACAGAACCCCAGCCAAUAAUGUGGAUGCUGUAUUUUAGACCAAUUGAAGUUGCUGAGUCGUUCAAGGUCAAUCUCACGUACUGUACAGCACAUUGCAACAAUCCAGCCUGGAAGUUACCAGAGCAUGGUGUACAGUGGUUAGGUCUUUUGUGUGCCAUUGAUCUUCACAUCUGGCUCCUUUGAGUAAACUUAUUUAUGUUUCAUAAAGGGAAGGUAUGCAAUUCAGAGGAGUGGGGGUUGUUCAAAUGAAAUACACCUUUACCUGAAAAUUCAGUACUUCAGAUGCUGAUGAACUGUGCUAGUCUGUUGCAUGAAAAACAACAGCCAUGCGGCAUCUUAAGAGGGCUGAAUCAAGACCCACGAUAGGCCCUGGGCCAGCAGCCUUUAGUGGGUACCUACUCUACUCCCACUCUACAUGUACAACGUCUUGGGCAUGUGAACAUACACACUCACACAAAUAAAAAGCAUGUUAUGUGCAGCAAUGGGGUGGUUAGCUUUAUCACACUCAAGUUAAUGGGCCUAAGUAAGUUAUGUCCGUUGAUUUCAGUAGGUUUACUGUGAGCAGUGCUUAGUUGGAUACAAGCCAUGUGGGAAACAUUUCUACAUAUCUUAAAGCAGGGUUAGACAAUGUGGUGCCUCCCAGAUGUUGUUGGACUGCAGCCAUUUGCUGACCAAUGCUUGCUGGGACCAAUGGCAACAGCAGCCCACAACAACUGGCGGGAACCGAACUGGCUGCAUCUUCUGCACUUCACCAGAAGCAAGACUGGAAAGGCCCCUUCACACAUUUGUUGUGCCAAGGGGUCUUCUUCAGUGCAAAGCACUCACCCCAGGUGCUGCAUGGCUUUCCUGGCCCUCUUCCAACCUGCACAUGCUGAGUGUGGCCACACCUGCCUCAAGGAAAGCCCACCUGUUCCCCCUGCUGCCUAUGUCCAGGGGGUGGACACUAGGGCAGAGCCUGGGGCAACAGCAGCAUCUGGAGCAAGGCCAGCAGCAUGUUCCUCUGGCCCCUUGCUCUGGUGGAGACCCCUUUGCACAGUUGACACAUGAAGGGGGCUUAACGCAACACCCAAGGGAACAGGGGCGAAAGGGGAUUGUGCUGCCUCCUGCCCCCACCCCAACCCCCUUCCAUGGGCAGGGCACAGCCUCUUGCUCUUCUGCUGCCUCAGGCGGCUGCUUCAUGCCGCCUAAUGGGUGGGCCAGCUCUGAUUCUUUGGCAAUUUCUUCCUUCUCUAGAAUCCCUGUUUUUACAUCUGCGGCACAGAGCUGUGAAAUACCACUCCAAUGCGUGCCAGGAAAUAGUCCGGGCUGUUUUAUAUCCCAGAGAGGCAGUUUGCCGAAUGGCACCCUUUCUACUCCUGAGUUGUGAGAGGAAAAGUGGACUCCCUUGUGCUUUUUUGUUACACGCUGCAGAGAGAGGUGGUUACGCUACCGAGCACCGCAGGUGCGCCUUACUCCCGAGGAGACAUGCAUGGGGUGGCGCUGCAGGCGCCUGAUCCUCUCAAAACAUGACUCCAGGGUGCCGCAUUCAACAAGCACACCCUCCUGCCCCUCAAAUGGCCGUCUGCGGGAGUACUGCUGCACCUAGGUGCCGGAGCCCAGCGUCGGAACAAAGUGAACUGGGCCCCUUUGGGCGCGGCGGACUCCGGAAAGACACGAGGGACUUCGGCAGGGCGGUGGCGCAGGCGCAGUGGCUCGGCUGCUCCUCCCGACAGCUGGGCGCUUGCUGGUGCUGCUCUGCGUGAUGGCUGUGGCGCGGGAGGCCGGCAAGAGGCUCGCCAUCGAAGGGAACAUUGCAGUGGGAAAGUCAACGUUUGUGAGAGUGCUCAGAAAAGCCUUUCCAGAAUGGUCCAUGACCUCGGAGCCAGUGUCCAAGUGGCAGAAAGUUGAAGCUGCUGGUCCCCACCAGGCCUCUCCAUCUCAAAGCUUUGCAAACCUGCUUCAAAUGAUGUAUCAGGAGCCCUCGCGGUGGUCCUACACAUUCCAGACUUACUCAUGUCUGAGUCGGCUGAAGGCCCAGCUGGAGCCCCUGUCUGUGAAGCCCCUGAAGAUGUGGGACCACGUGCGGGUUUUUGAGAGAUCUAUAUAUAGUGAUAGGUACGUCUUUGCCAAAAACCUGUUUGAGAUUGGCCACCUGGCAGAGAUUGAGUGGGCAAUUUACCAGGACUGGCACACUUUUCUCCAACAAGCAUUCAGGGACCAGCUUGACAUCCAUGGCUUCCUUUAUCUACGGGCACCCCCAGAGAUCUGCAUGGAAAGAUUGCGCCAAAGAGGGAGGCCUGAAGAGAAGGACGUCCAGCUGCGCUACCUGGAGCAGCUUCACACUCAACACGAACAUUGGCUCGUGGAGAAGAUCACAGAGAUUCAUUCUGAAAACAUAAGAAAUGCUCCAGUCUUGCUGCUUGAUGUCACAAAGGAUUUUGAGGAUGACACAAAUGAACAAGGGAGGCUUAUGUCCCAGGUGAAGACUUUUAUAAAGACUCUCUCAGGGGAGGCUUUCCCUUCUGCGUCUGCCGCUGCCUCCUAGCCCAAGAUCUUAAAGCAGGCUCCUCUGAGUGGAUGGCCACCAAGAAGAGGCCAAGAGAAAGCACUCCUUGAUGGUCAACUCCAUUGGGAGUUAACAGCUCAGGCAGGUCAGAGGUGCUUGCAAGAAUUAAAGGUCUCUCUGCACAGUAUUUGCGGGUGAAAGAAGCCCUCUGGGCAGCAAAAUCCCAACCUAAUCUACAGAUAGAAAGUAGAAUUGCAACAGGGCAAAGAUGUUGGGGGCAAUUUCACUUGGGCUGGGUGAGCUCAGAAGUCAGGCAGAGUCCUGUGUUCACCCAAGUGAGAGAUCAGUUUAAUAGAUUUAAUAGAUUUGGGCAGUGGGGCAUCUACUUUUUUGUCGCUACUGGCUACCAGUGGCUCCCUUGCCAUGAUUCUGGACCUGCUCCCUCCCCAACUUCUGCUGCUGCAUUUUCUCAGGGUGUGGAGUCUCAAGUUGUUGAGUCUAUAUGUGCCCUCAGUUCCUGCUACUUACUGUGACGUGGAGUUACAGCAAUAGACACCUUGGGCUCACUUCUGUAAUAUAUUAUUUUUAAGCACCCUGCACUUAGACACGCACUUGAGUUUCCUAGGUGCCAUGGGACCGUCUAACAGUGCCCAGUUCCAUUGUCUGUCCAUCAAUAGCCUCCCCCUUGGAGAAGAGAGAUUGGAAAUUGAUUGACACUGAAACAGUUCCGGGACCAACCAAGGAAUCUGGAAGGUUCAGAGUGUGAAGAAUUGUGUACAAUUCUGUACAAUUGUGUUAGUGUCUGUAUCUGGCAAAGAUGAAAAAAAAACAGACAUGUACUUGAGCUUUUCAAGGGGCUGUUGUCUUUUCUGCUGCUUCCCACCCUCAGUGCAACUUUUACUUAUGUGAUGGAGGCCUCCUGGGCUAUAGCAUCUCUGUGCAUGAAGGCCACUGCAUGGUUGAUGUCACACACAAAUAUAGCAACUGUAUGUUGUUUUCAAGAAUACUUUUCACCUUCUUUAUCUGCCUUUAUCACAUUUCCAUCAAAUUUAUCAAGUUUGUCCUACAACCAUGGCCCUCUUCAUUCAUUGCUUGUGCAAAGGGGCAACAUGGAUACAAAGGUUUUUAAUUUUUUGUAGAUUUUCCUUCGGCACAAACAUCUGCCAAGUUCCUUUAAAAAAAUGGAAUAAAUGGGAUGUCUAUCUAUGAGCAGUCCAGUUUAAAGUUUAAGAUAACCCUGUGGUAUAGUAUCUUAAGAUGCUAGAGGCGCACACAUCACCAUGAAUUUUGCAGAGAGGAUAUGCCCAGUGCCUCUUUGUAGAUAGUAAAGUUCACAAAGUUGACCUUGGGAAACUGGAAUAUGGAUGUCCAAGUAUUUCUGUCCAUGUAUGUUUCAUCCUUUUCUCCUCAAGAAAUAGUCCUGUUGUGUUUGAUGUUACCUUUCCAAGCCUCAGUAAACCUAUAUAUGCAAGUUCAUCAGCAGUAGAUGGAAUGACAUGUCACCCCCUUACUUUUUAUACAUAGCAUUAAAAUUCAUGCAUCAAUUAAAAAUAAGCUACAGUACAAAACACUCCCUUUUUAAUGCAGUGCUUUUUACAAUCAACCAUUCAUUAGCUUUUAAUGAUGGGCGUUGUCAACAUUUAAUUUAUCUCCCUUCUAAUGUAUAAAAUUAUUGUAUUUUU
Molecule: messenger RNA, 4554 nt
Organism: Zootoca vivipara (common lizard)
Lineage: Eukaryota; Metazoa; Chordata; Lepidosauria; Squamata; Lacertidae
Gene: DGUOK
Product: deoxyguanosine kinase
Biological process (GO): nucleobase-containing compound metabolic process
Cellular component (GO): cytoplasm; mitochondrion
Molecular function (GO): ATP binding; deoxyguanosine kinase activity
Source: RefSeq, a predicted model, not a curated record